UCCAUCCUGGGCUUUAUGGCCACAGGGCAGGGUGUGCAUAUCUCCGAGGUGGCAGAAUCAGGGCCUGGCCUGGCCUUCAUUGCCUACCCAUGGACUGUCACAUUGACGCCUGUAGCCCCACUCUGGGCUGCCUUGUUCUUCUUCAUGCUGCUGCUCGGUCUGGACAGCCAGUGUGUAGGAGUGGAGGGCUUCAUCACCGGGCUCCUGGAUCUCCUCCCAGCCUCCUACUACUUCCGUUUCCAAAGGGAGAUCUCCGUGGCCCUCUGCUGCAUCCUCUGCUUUGUCAUUGAUCUCUCCAUGGUGACCGAUGACGGGAUGUACGUCUUCCAGCUGUUGGACUACUACUCAGCUAACGGCACUACCUUGCUUUGGCAAGCCUUUUGGGAGUAUGUGGUGGUGGCUUGGGUUUAUGGAGCUAACCGCUUCGUGGAUGACAUUGCCUGUAUGACUGGGUACCGGCCUUGCCCCUGGAUGAAAUGGUGCUGGUCCUUCUUCACCCCAUUGGUCUGCAUGGGCAUUUUCAUCUUCACCAUUGUAUACUAUGAGCCGCUGGUCUACAACAAUACCUACGUGUACCCCUGGUGGGGAGAAGCCAUAGGCUGGACCUUUGCACUCUCUUCCAUGCUGUGUGUGCCCCUCCACCUCCUGGGUUGUCUCCUCAGGGCAAAAGGAACCAUGGCAGUGCACUGGCAGCACCUGACCCAGCCUAUCUGGGGCCUCCACCACUUGGAGUACAGAGCUCAGGAUGCAGAUGUCAGGGGCCCGACCACCCUGACUCCAGUGCCUGAGAGCAGCAAGGUUAUUAUGGUGGAGAGUGUCAUGUGACAGGCACCCCCAGCUCAUACC
Messenger RNA from Peromyscus leucopus (white-footed mouse), 846 nucleotides. RefSeq names its product sodium- and chloride-dependent creatine transporter 1-like. Gene Ontology annotation, biological process: sodium ion transmembrane transport. Lineage: Eukaryota; Metazoa; Chordata; Mammalia; Rodentia; Cricetidae. The record is from RefSeq and is a predicted model, not a curated record. The transcript has a single exon. Gene Ontology annotation, cellular component: membrane. Bases 16 to 825 code for a protein of 269 amino acids.